UCCGGCGCUCCCGCCCGGCCGAGGGGCGGAGCCGGCUCCGUGCGCCCGCCCUGCUCGUACCCCGACAUGGCGGAGUAUUCCUGCGUCAAAUCCACCAAGCUCGUCCUCAAAGGGUCGAAAGAGAAGAGCAAGAAAAAGCACAAGGAAAAGAAACGGAAAAGGGAAGAGGAUGCGGCAGAGCAGCUCGAUAUUGUCGGAAACUGGUGGGCUGUCAGCAAUUUUGGUGAAAUUACAGGAACUAUAGCUAUAGAAAUGGAUAAAGGAGCUUACAUCCAUGCCCUCGACAAUGGCUUGUUUACACUUGGAGCACCACAUAAAGAUGAUGAAGGCCCUAGUCCUCCUGAACAGUUUACAGCAGUAAAGUUGUCUGAUACAAGGAUUGCUCUCAAGUCUGGUUACGGCAAAUAUCUUGGUAUCAAUUCAGACGGACUUGUUGUUGGACGUUCCGAUGCAAUAGGAUCAAGAGAGCAAUGGGAACCUGUCUUCCAAGAUAGGAAAAUGGCGUUACUAGCAGCAAACAGCCGUUUUAUUAGAUGUAAUGAAGAGGGGGACAUAGAAGCCAAAAGCAAAACUGCAGGGGAAGAGGAAAUGAUUAAGAUUCGUACUUGUGCUGAAAGAGAGGCUAAGAAGAAAGAUGAAGUUCCACAAGAAGACAAAGGAAACGUUAAACAGUGUGAAAUCAAUUAUGUGAAGAAAUUCCAAAGUUUUCAAGACAAAAAGCUUAAAAUAAGCAAAGAAGAUACAAAAGCCCUGAGGAAAGCCAGGAAAGAAGGCACUUUUCAUGAAGUGCUACUUGACAGGAGAGCUAAAGUGAAAGCAGAUAGAUACUGCAAGUGACGUCCAUUUUCUUCUGCAACUUUGAUGGCAGCAUCAAAUUGAAAAUGAGUAAAAUAUUUUGUAAUUUUUUUUUAUUUAAGGCAUUUUUUAAGUAUCUUCAGAAUUAUAUUAAAAUUUUCUGAAAUAUUAAUAAUCCAGUUAUAAAAUCUUAUUAGCUGUAUCACUUGUGAAUAUUCGGCUUGUAUUAAGAGAGUGGCUCCAAGAAAAAUUAAAGGUAUAUCCAUUAACA
Messenger RNA from Corvus hawaiiensis (hawaiian crow), 1066 nucleotides. RefSeq names its product FSHD region gene 1 (gene FRG1). Gene Ontology annotation, molecular function: actin filament binding. The record is from RefSeq and is a predicted model, not a curated record. Lineage: Eukaryota; Metazoa; Chordata; Aves; Passeriformes; Corvidae. The transcript has 9 exons. Gene Ontology annotation, cellular component: nucleolus; striated muscle dense body; catalytic step 2 spliceosome. The coding region runs from base 67 to 837 and encodes 256 amino acids.